Entelurus aequoreus (snake pipefish) is the source of this 2059-nucleotide messenger RNA. RefSeq names its product cysteine-serine-rich nuclear protein 1b (gene csrnp1b). The record is from RefSeq and is a predicted model, not a curated record. Lineage: Eukaryota; Metazoa; Chordata; Actinopteri; Syngnathiformes; Syngnathidae. The transcript has 5 exons. Gene Ontology annotation, cellular component: nucleus. Gene Ontology annotation, molecular function: DNA-binding transcription factor activity, RNA polymerase II-specific; sequence-specific DNA binding. Bases 138 to 2054 code for a protein of 638 amino acids. Gene Ontology annotation, biological process: regulation of transcription by RNA polymerase II.
GUUUGUAGCUCACCUUGUUUUUGGCCGAAAUAGUUGCGUGACAAAAUGACGCGGUCGACGUGGUCACAUGGGAGGAGCACGAUGACGACACAGGAGUGGGAGGAGGUGGAGGAGGAGGAGGAGGAGGAGGAAGCACAAUGGCCGCCGCCUCCUGCGUGUGUCACGGCCUGCGUCACGACACACGCCGGGAGGAGUUUUCCACUGACGCCAGAAAAGCUCGAGUGUUUCUCCGCCGAGCUCAGACGAGCAGACUCUCCGUCGCCGCCAGCAGGCGCACGAAAUCGGCCACGACCCGCGCGGGGAUCCUUUCAUCUUUCCUCCCCUGGUCUCGUCCCGUGGAUAAACGCCGUCACGUUCUCGUCCCGUGGAUGAACGCCAUCACGUCUCAUGCUGCCCGGACUGCGCCGCUGAUCGUCAUGAGCGCCAUGAGCGGGCUUCUCAAGAGGAAGUUUGAGGAGGUGGACAAGGACCCGUGCUACUCCUCGCCCUCGCCCUCCUCCCUCUCGUCGGCCUGCUCCGCCUGGGACUCCGAGGGCGAGAGCUGCUACUCCGACACUCUGGAUUCCACGCCCAGCAACCCCGGCUCGCCGGCAACCGCACAGUUCACGGCCACCUCCAUCCUCAAGAAGUCCAAGCGAGCGCGGCGCAGCAACGUGACCUUUGACCAGGUGACCGUCUUCUUCUUCCCCCGAUGCCAAGGCUUCACCAGCGUGCCCAGCAGGGGGGGCUGCACCCUGGGCAUGACGCCAAGGCACAGCGUUCAUCGCACUUACACCCUGGCAGAGUUCGCCGCCGAGCAGCGGCUGCUUCGCCGGGAGAAAGUCCUCAAUAGGCUGCGGGAGGAGAAACUGGAGGCCCUCAAAUUGAAGCUGACAAAAAACGGAACGCAGGACAGCGAAGAGGCGGAGCGACUGACGGUGGACGACGUCCCCGAGCAGGACGUGGACGUGGGCGCCACCAACCUGGAGGAGGGCUCCUUCCUGCAGCCAUACCCGUCGAGGCAGCGCUACGCUCUGCUGAAAGCCGCCGGCGUGAAGAAGAUCGACAAGGAGGAGAAGCGGCAGCUGCACGACUUGAGGCUCUCCAGAGAAAACUGCGGCUGCGACUGCCAAGGCUUCUGCGAGCCCGAAACGUGCGGCUGCAGCCUGGCGGGCAUCAAGUGUCAGAUGGACCACUCCUCCUUCCCGUGCGGCUGCACCAAGGACGGCUGCGGGAACACGGAGGGCCGCAUCGAGUUCAACUCCACCCGAGUUCAGACGCACUACAUCCACACCAUCAUGAAGCUGGAGCUGGAGAAGCGGCUGGAGGAGCAGCCCUGCGCCAUAAGCUCCGCCCCUCCCGCGCCCUCCUUCCCCUUCAGCUCGGAGCUGGCGUGCGCCGGAGACAACAGCUGCAGCAGCGACAUGACUGAUGCGUCGGACUCGUCGGCGCAGAGCGAGGACUCGCUGAAUACGGGACGCCCGUGCGAGCGCCGCAAUACUACGCAGGCGGACGAGAAAGGCCUGAGCCGCACUCUCGGUUUUAGCGAGAGCAGAGACAAGGACGCCGCGGACGCUCGGCGGCGGGCGGCGACGGCGGAGACGUUCAGCAGCUUCAGCAUGGCGGACUUUGCGGACGAGAACGACAACAUCGACGUGUCGCUGCUGGACGAGCACGCCGACAACCGAGCCGCCUCGGAACUCCUGGACGAGAACGCCAACCAGGGCAACGGGCUUUUCCACGGCAGCGUGCCGCGCACGCCCUCGCCCAGCGUGGACCGCUCGGCCAGCUACAACAUGGACCUGAGCCUGUCCUCCGAGUCGGACUUGGAGUUCUUCGACGGCUUCCCCUGCCUGGGACCCAGCUCGCUCUACAACUCUCUGAAGGAGUACGAGCACAUGGACAACUUCUUCCACUUCCAGCUGCCCAGCUACCCCGCCGACCCCGGCACCUGUCUCCUGGAGUCCCUCAUCGGACUCUCCGAGUCCGUCCCAGAACCUCCCGCCACUUUUACGGACAAUCAGAUGUUGGAGGAAGCCAUGAAGUUGUCUGUCAUGGAGUCUGCCAAGGCGUAGGACUC